CACUCUGUGUGAGCCAAUCAGUUUGUGAUUAUGCGCUUUGGAAACAGACGUUAACUUCUUCAGAAGGGAUAGGAUAUUUUUUAUUUUGUUAAUUUGAUAUUUAAUGUGUCGAAUAAUAGCGUAAUGGACUGGAAAGAGGUUCUUAAAAACAGACUUUCUGCUUCUAAGAAAGUUGAAAAGAUGGAGGAAGAGAAGAAGGAGGAAGAGAUGGCACUGUUUACCAAGAAUUACAUGGAGUGGAAAGGGGGAGGAAAAAGAGAUUAUUCCUAUAACAAUAUACCAAGAUUUUACUACAGGCUGCCAGCUGAAGAUGAGGUUUUGCAACAGAAGUUACGUGAGGAAUCAAGAGCAGUCUUCCUCCAGAGGAAAAGUCGUGAGCUGCUGGAUAAUGAAGAAUUACAGAACCUGUGGUUCCUGCUGGACAAACACCAGACACCACCAAUGAUAGGGGAGGAAGCAAUGAUUAAUUAUGACAACUUCUUAAAAGUCGGGGAAAAAGCAGGAGCGAAAUGCAUGCAGUUCUUCACCGCCAGGGUUUUUGCCAAACUGUUACACAGCGACCCAUAUGGAAGGAUAUCAAUAAUGCAGUUCUUUAACUAUGUAAUGCGAAAAGUAUGGCUUCAUCAGACCAGGAUUGGCCUUAGCCUGUAUGAUGUUGCUGGCCAAGGCUAUCUCAGGGAGUCGGAUUUAGAGAAUUACAUUCUGGAGCUGAUUCCCACAUUGCCACAGCUAGAUGGCUUAGAGAAAUCCUUCUAUUCGUUUUAUGUCUGUACGGCUGUUCGUAAAUUCUUCUUCUUUCUGGAUCCUCUUCGGACAGGCAAGAUUAAAAUCCAGGAUAUUUUAGCCUGCAGUUUCCUGGAUGAUUUACUAGAGCUAAGAGAUGAGGAACUUUCUAAAGAGAGUCAAGAAUCAAACUGGUUUUCUGCUCCUUCAGCACUGCGUGUUUAUGGUCAGUAUUUAAAUCUAGACAAAGACCACAAUGGGAUGUUGAGCAAGGAGGAGCUGUCUCGCUAUGGCACAGGAACCUUCACCAAUGUCUUUCUUGACCAAGUCUAUCAGGAGUGCCUCACUUACGAUGGAGAGAUGGAUUACAAGACCUAUCUUGAUUUUGUGCUGGCUCUGGAGAACAGGAAAGAACCUGCUGCUCUCCAGUACAUUUUUAAGUUGCUGGACAUUGAAAACAAGGGCUACCUCAAUGUCUUCACACUCAACUACUUUUUCAGGGCCAUCCAGGAACAAAUGAAAUUACAUGGACAGGAGCAAGUAUCUUUCCAAGAUGUAAAGGAUGAAAUCUUUGACAUGGUGAAGCCCAAGGACCCUUGUAAGAUCACCCUUCAGGAUUUAGUGAACAGCAGCCAGGGAGACACUGUCACUAGUAUCCUCAUUGACCUAAAUGGCUUCUGGACCUAUGAAAACAGAGAAGUCCUUGUGGCUAAUGACAAUGACAGCAGUGCUGAUCUGGAUGAUACAUGAUAAACAUAUCAUCAACAUAUUUGUAACCAUCAAAUUGCAGAAGCAGACUAUCUCUCACCUCCCCAAACACCUGGUGCAUGCAACAAUUAGUGCACUUUAAAUACAAGAGCAAAAUCUACUGGCCAUUAUUUGGAUCACUCGUGACAAACAAGUGGCACCUUGGAACCAAGCAAGGAAAAUUGAUUACUGUAGCUUUGUAGCCUCUAGGGUUUGCCCCUGCCAUUUUAUUUAUGAACAUAUUCAAUUAACAAUGUCAUGGUUGUGCCUUUCUAAGCUGGACUCAACCUCCAAGGUUGUUCUAGUUGGUUGUUGCUGGAGAUCAGCUGUACAAGGGAAAACACUGCAAAUUACAUUAGCCUAUUAAUAUUUUAAUUACAUUCUCAGACAAUGACAUACAGUACAUAAAUACAGGUCUGAUUAAUAAAGUUUAUUAAGCUGUAUUAUAUACAAAAUAACAUACAAAACAUUUUUUGCUCAUUAUAAAAUCCUUCCCUUUUUAAACAUUUGCAUAAAUAAAUUAUAAAAUUGAUUUAUAGACAAAGGUAUCUGUCGUGGAUUCAAACAAAAAGUGCAAAACUGAUUCCAUAUGGUGUGUUAUUUUUAGUUUUUGUUAU
This is a messenger RNA of Acipenser ruthenus (sterlet), 2087 nucleotides long. Its product is annotated as serine/threonine-protein phosphatase 2A regulatory subunit B'' subunit gamma. Bases 124 to 1473 code for a protein of 449 amino acids. Gene Ontology annotation, cellular component: spindle; centrosome. NCBI's taxonomy places the organism in Eukaryota, Metazoa, Chordata, Actinopteri, Acipenseriformes, Acipenseridae. The record is from RefSeq and is a predicted model, not a curated record. Gene Ontology annotation, biological process: T cell homeostasis; microtubule cytoskeleton organization; B cell homeostasis. The transcript is spliced from 13 exons.